Messenger RNA from Lolium perenne, 1056 nucleotides. RefSeq lists its product as uncharacterized. The record is from RefSeq and is a predicted model, not a curated record. Lineage: Eukaryota; Viridiplantae; Streptophyta; Magnoliopsida; Poales; Poaceae. Gene Ontology annotation, cellular component: membrane.
GCUGCCUGCUCUCUUCCCCGCUGCCUGCCUCCCACCGUCCCACAGCCUCUGCACCUAGCCACCAUACAUCUCCCUGAUACAUACUUCUUCCCCUCCAUUUCUGCGUGCGCCACCAUACAUCUUCCUGCCCAUCUUGGAGUGGUCGCGCGUUCGACUGCCGGUGCCGGGGAUAUACAAUGACGGAGGAGCACGGCGUGCCGGUGGCGAGCUGGGUGGCGUCCGGGGUGGCCUUCUGGUCCACGGCGUUCCUGCUGCUGCGGGCGCUGCUCCCCAAGCGCUCCUACGACUUCUGCAACCGGGCCGUCUCCACAAUGCACGCCGUCGCCGGCGUCGGCCUCGGCUGCCUCUCCGUGCACGACUGGGCCUCGCCCGUCUCCCCGGUCGCAUCCCCAUCCUCGCCCAGCCAGAUGAGGGCGCUGGCGGUGACGCUGUCGUACAUGAUCUACGACGCUGCGUGCUGCCACCUGAGCGGCGACGCGCGGCUGGACAACGCCCUGCACCAUCUCAUCAGCAUCGUCGGCCUCGGCGCCGGCCUCGCCUACCAGAGGAGUGGGACGGAGCUGGUGGCGUGCCUGAUCGUCACGGAGAUCACCGCGCCGCUGCUCCACCUCAGGGAGAUGCUCAAGGAGCUCGGCAUCAAGGACACCGACCUCAACCUCCUCGUCGAUAUUCUGUUCGCGGCGACCUUCUCGGUGGCACGAAUGGUCUGUGGGACGUACGUCACCUACCGCACCGUGACGGCCGACAACCCCAUCCUCAUCAAGGCGAUGGCCACGAGCUUGCUGCUGGUGAGCGCCUACUGGUUCUUGCGGAUCGUCAGGAUGGUCCGGCACAAGCUCGGGAAGAAGAGGCCAUCGGCCAAAAUCGCCGCCGAGUGACGUCGCAACGAAUCAGGAAGGCGACGCAGCGAGAAUUAACGGAAAAUUUCUCACUUCUGUGGAGAUCAUGAUGUAGUAGCAUUUUUUUUUCAAGGCAAGACUUGUUCAAACAAUAGAUGCAUGUAACGUAGCAACUUGAUUUUAUGGGCGUGCAGAAUCAGCUCCACUAAUUGCCUUC